AUGGCGAAAAAUGCUGCCGCGCAGGCGAUGUGGAGCCGCCGCCCCUUUGUCACUUACGGAACACGGAGUCUUUUCCUGACUAGUCUUUUCUUAUUUAUGGCUCUAGGCGCGGUACUUCUUUUCGUCUUCAGUGAACCUAUGAUCACGCUGCUAGCAACACCGAAUGCUGAGCUACCUAGUGAUAAAAUGAGCACUAACGUAACUCAAAUGACGCAUUCUGGCAGCAACUCGUCAUUGCUGCAUACCACACCAAUACCCUACAACACAGCUGAGCUCUCCACUCUAUGGCCUGAGCCUACGAGCACUCAUCACGCUGGAGAGGACGGUCUGCCUCGUGAGGGCGAGACAAUGAAGCCAGCAAUUCACAACGAUUCGCCGGAGAUGAAUCCGUGGAAAAAGAUGCGCUUACCGACAGACUGGACGGUGUGCAUUCGACGGAACCUGCAGUUGGACGACCACGGGCGGCCAUUGUACGCGGUCAAGGCUAUGGAGAACGCGAUCCCGCUACUGAUCACCCCACUGACAGGCGAUGUGGAGUUCUUCCCGUUCUUUGUGUGCUCCAUAGACGUCCCCGUGCGGUACCAUUACGUGAUUCAGAACGAGCGCAACUCGGAGACAACUGCGGUCAUUGACAGGCUGCAGCGCCUCUUCGGUGAAAGCGGGCGGCUACUCAUUGUGCGGAACAGGUACAACCGCGGGUACUCUGGGAGCAUGAACCAAGGAUUCGAGUGGGCGCUGAAGGAGCGGACGGAAGAGGAAGUGCCGUGGGUAUUUGCGUGUGGCGUUGACGUGAUCUUUGAGCGUGGUUUGCUUGCGACAAUGGUACAAGUUGUCCAGGACAACACCCGCGGUGACGCUUCCAUGCUCGCUGCACUGCGCGCGGAGGUGGAGUUAGAGGAGCGGCUGGUGCGUGAGGGUAACUACUCGUACUACGAGCGGUGGGUGCCGCGCGGGCGUCCGCUGAAGGUGCUGCGGAGCGGGUACCCCGGCGUACCGCUGAACGUCCGGACUGCGCCGCUGAUGCCGGACCGCAUCCGGUACAUGGUUGGGGAUGAGAACCGCAGGAGCGGAAUUGUGACUGACGCUGAGCUGAAAGGGCGGUUCUUUGGGAAUUACGUGGCAACUGUGACUCCUGUGCCAUUUGCGCUGGGGACAAUUGCGGUAACACGGCUAGCGCUUUCGGUCGUUGGAUACUUUGACGAGAACUACUUCCCCGCAUACAUGGACGACAUCGACUGGCGGUGGCGGCAAUUCGCAUAUGGGUUCAAAACUCUUUAUGCGCAGCCCAACGCCCCAGUGAUCCGCUGGCACCAUUACAAUGCUGCGAAUCUUCGUGGCAGUCCCUUCCAAGAUCAGUACUUGAAGUACGACACCGAGGCCAACAACAGCCGCAUCGCGUUCUCGCAGUAUAUUGCACGCUCCAAGCGCCAGUACGAUAAACUCAAAUAUGGCCCACGUGACCUGAUUGGUAUAUGGCAUGAGUCUGUUCAGGAGGGUGAGUACAACUACACGUACUUCAACAUAUCGCGCUACCCUGCAGACACAUGGGUGCUCGACGAGAGCGCGCGCCAGUGCAUGUUUCGGCACACCUACAGCUACGAGACGCAGUCUUGGCAGAGGCCGAAAAACUGCGCGUACAUGCCGCGGACGCUGGAGGAGAGUGGCAUCCUUGGCGUAGACCAGCUGGAGGCCUACAAGAUGAUGGUCAAUAAAAGCAAGAUUGAGUACAGAUGA
This is a messenger RNA of Leishmania braziliensis MHOM/BR/75/M2904, 1734 nucleotides long. RefSeq names its product putative GIPL galf transferase. The transcript has a single exon. Lineage: Eukaryota; Euglenozoa; Kinetoplastea; Trypanosomatida; Trypanosomatidae. The record is from RefSeq and is a predicted model, not a curated record. The coding region runs from base 1 to 1734 and encodes 577 amino acids.